Molecule: messenger RNA, 1758 nt
Organism: Aspergillus alliaceus
Lineage: Eukaryota; Fungi; Ascomycota; Eurotiomycetes; Eurotiales; Aspergillaceae
Product: SKIP/SNW domain-containing protein
Exons: 3
Coding region: 1-1758 (585 amino acids)
Biological process (GO): mRNA splicing, via spliceosome
Cellular component (GO): spliceosomal complex
Source: RefSeq, a predicted model, not a curated record
AUGACGUCCAUUGCAGAGGGUCUUUUCAAAUCCCUUCCAAAGCCGAAAUACACCGGUGAGGAUGAGGAGCUGCCGCAUCACGCGCAGCCCCGUGGUCCGCGGGUUGUGGGCGCGGACCAGAUCGACCAGACUCAGAUUGUACUAAGGAAAACCGGCCCCCCUCCAUAUGGAAACCGUACCGGAUGGCGUCCUCGAGCCCCCGAAGACUUUGGCGACGGUGGCGCGUUCCCCGAGAUCUCGGUCGCGCAGUAUCCGCUCGACAUGGGCCGGAAGGGCUCCGCAUCAACGUCGAAUGCGCUUGCCGUCCAGGUUGAUGCAGAGGGAAAGGUCAAAUACGAUGCGAUUGCGCGGCGGGGCCACAGUGAGAACCGGAUCGUGCAUGCCUCGUUUAAGGAUUUGAUCCCGCUCCGACAGCGGGUGGAUAUGGGUGAAAUAUCGCUAGACCGGCCGUCGGAGGAAGAAGUUGCGGAGCAGAUGGAGAAGACCAAGAAUGCGCUGGCCAAUUUGGUGCAGGGAGCCGUGGCAGCGCAGAAGCCGAAGAACGUGAAGGGUGGUAGCCGGGCGGAGCCGACUUUUGUUCGUUAUACGCCAGCGAACCAGAUGGGUGAUAAUUCUCGGAAGAACGAUCGGAUCAUGAAGAUUGUGGAGAGACAGCAGGAUCCUAUGGAGCCGCCUAAGUUCAAGCACAAGAAGAUCCCUCGUGGACCGCCUUCGCCUCCUCCACCGAUUAUGCAUUCGCCGCCGCGGAAGCUGACGGCCGAAGAUCAGGAGGCUUGGAAGAUUCCCCCUCCCGUGUCGAAUUGGAAGAAUCCCAAGGGUUAUACGGUUCCGCUGGACAAGCGUUUGGCGGCGGAUGGUCGUGGUCUGCAGGAUGUUUCGAUCAACGACAAGUUUGCCCAGUUUGCUGAGGCUUUGUUCACUGCUGAUAGACAUGCUCGUGAGGAGGUUAGACUACGUGCUCAGAUGCAGCAGAAGCUGGCGGAGAAGGAAAAGGCACAGAAGGAGGAUCAUCUGCGGGCGCUCGCGCAGAAGGCCCGCGAGGAGAGAGCUGCCAGCAGCCGUCGCGAUUCCCGCGCUGUUUCUCGCUCCCGUUCUCGCUCCCGCAGCGUCAGCCGCAGUCCGUCUCCGUACUCUGACCGGUCCGGUACUCCUAGUGAUGAUGAAAGGGCUGCCCGGGAGCGUGAGCGCAUGCGUCGCGAGCGCCGUCAGGAAGCUGAGAGGCAGCUCCGCCAGUCGAGGAUGGGCACAGAGAGACGGAUUCAAGCAAUGGCCCGUGAACAGAACCGUGAUAUUUCGGAGAAGGUGGCUCUGGGAUUGGCUAAGCCAACACAAUCCUCUGAGACUAUGUGGGACUCUCGUCUGUUUAACCAGACGAGUGGGAUGGACACCGGAUUUAACGAGGAUAACCCUUACGACAAGCCGUUGUUUGCUGCGCAGGACGCCAUCAACAGCAUUUACCGUCCCCGGGCCCAAGUCGACGCAGACGACGACGAAGGUGGUGCCGAGGGCGAAAUGAGCAGGAUUCAGAAAUCGAGCCGAUUUGAAGUCCUGGGCAAAGCCAAAGAAGGCUUCCGAGGAGCCGCAGAUGCUGAGACUCGUGAUGGCCCUGUUCAAUUCGAGAAAGACACCACCGAUCCCUUUGGCAUUGACACCAUGAUCGCCGACGUCACUGGUGGAGCUGGACAGAAGCGCUACGGAAUUCAGGAGGUCGAUCGUGAAGAUCGUAGCUCGAAGCGCGCCAGAGUCGACGACGACUGA